GCGCUUGUAAACAGACCGCCGGGCUGGGACUGUCGGCGGCCAGGCGGGCUGUCACGGUGAGGCGGGCUUGCCGAGAGGGCGAGCUCCGGCCGGGAGUAGGCUGCAGGCCCCGCAGGUGAGGGGAGAGUCCCAGCCGGCGGCCAGGAAAUCAAGGAUUGCAUGGCGUUGCUUUGACAAGCACUUCCUGUUAUCUUUACGGAGAUCUCAAUGAAGAAUAAUCUCGAAGGAGCAUUUGUCUUCCUGUACUUCUGCUAAUGGCCAUUAGCUGCUAGCAAAUGCUUUUAAUGACUGAAAACACAUCAACUAUCCUUUUGCUCAGCCUGCUCUAGGCAGUCAAAUGAGGGUUUCUUUCAGUUGUUUCCAGAACUCUAUUGCUGAAGCACCGCUCUUUUUGUUGGGUGAAUGAAUGUUCAUGAAGCCCUUUCCUGAGCCAGCGGAGGAGCCUUAGGCUUUGUGAAGCCUGCAACAUGGAAGCUUUGGAAGUGGAUGAUAUCAGCCCAGCCUUGGAAGUUACUGAGGAUUUCUUUAGUACUUUUGACAGUAAGCUAGAAAAGGCUGUGCAGCAAGCCGAGGUUUAUGGGAUUCAGGAAGUCCCUGAAUUGGUGGGGCACGAGGUACUCACUAACAUAACAGACAAUGGUGCUAUCAGACAUGUUGCAUCCCUGGGCAAGGGGGGCCUGCUUUGGGACCACUGUAAGAGCAGGCUCUUAGAAACCAAAGCUCAGAAUGUCUUCCCUGCCAAAGAACAGUUUAUGGUUCAGAAAGGGACAGCCCCAGAUAAUCUUUCCUGGAUGGAACAAAAGGAAGCAUCGACCUUUAACUUUUUCAACGUGUGUCAGCGUCGGAGGGACAGGCCUCGUUCCGUCAAUGACUUAUUGGAUGAGACCUCUACUUUUAAGCCGGGUCAUACUCGGUCAAGGUCAGAUGUCACCCAGGUGGACUGGAGGCUAGUCCUCCAAACCAUGCCUCUGCAGCAGCAGCCACCGUGUCUCCGGGGCCCUCAUUUCACCAGGCCCGCUUUUCUGUCGUCCUCACCAAACAAGGUCGAAGAUGCUCAAGGGAAUACUGAACACAAGCAGGCAUUCCCAAACAUUCUGAAGAAGGGGUACCUGGAGAUUAGGAAGGACCAUGACAGUUACUGGCAAAGCUGUUACGCAGAACUCUCCCCCUACAACUUGUACUUCUACAGCCUUGACAGCAGUGGCAAUCAAGCCCUCUAUGCUACCUACCAGCUUUCACACUUCCAGAGCAUAUCUGUUUUGGGCAACCUCGAGGCCAGGCUGGUGGAUACCGUUCUGUAUGACAACACUCAGCUGCAGUUAAAGGCAGAAUCACCGUGGGAGGCUUUGGACUGGGGGCAGAAGCUUUGGGAAGUCGUGCACGCCACCGUGCCUGGUUACGUAGGGCGGCAGGAUGAGCUGGCCAACUCACCGGGACUUGGUCAUCACGUUGACUGUACACAGAAUCACUGUUUACAGAAGAAAUCCAGUGAGCUGCUCGCACCAUCCCCUGUCUUGGAUAGCCCCAAACAAUAUGAAAACAUCAUCAAGUCAGGGACGCUGUACAGGCUCACUGUCCAGAACAACUGGAAGGCAUUUACUUUUGUGCUGAGCAGAGCCUACCUUAUGGCUUUCCAGCCUGGCAAGCUAGAUGAGGACCCCCUGCUAAGCUACCAUGUGGACGUGUGUCUGGCUGUCCAGGUGGACAACCUGGACGACUGUGACUCUUGCUUUCAAGUCAUCUUCCCCCAAGAUGUGCUCCGCCUCCGCGCAGAGACCCGGCAGAGGGCCGAGGAGUGGAUGGAGGCUCUGAAAACAGCAGCCAAUGUGGCGAGGAGUUCAGAGCAAAACCUGCAAGUCGCCCUGAGAAGCAAACCCAAUGAUCAGAUGGGUGGGCACGAACUCAGGAAGAACAAACGUCAGUCUGUGACCACCAGCUUCCUCAGCAUUCUCACAACUUUGUCUUUGGAGCGAGGACUCACUGCUCAGAGUUUCAAAUGUGCAGGAUGCCAGCGAUCCAUAGGUCUCUCCAAUGGGAAGGCCAAGGUGUGCAAUUACAGUGGGUGGUAUUACUGCAGCAGCUGCCAUGUGGACGACAGUUUCCUCAUCCCGGCACGCAUAGUCCACAACUGGGAUACUUCAAAAUACAAGGUAUCCAAGCAGGCCAAAGAGUUUCUGGAGUACGUGUACGAAGAGCCCCUGAUCGACAUCCAGCAGGAGAACCCCAUGCUGUACCGGCACGCCGAGCCACUGGCCGCCGUGGUGCGGCUGCGGCAGCGGCUAAAAUCUCUGCGAGCCUACCUGUUCAGCUGCCGGGCCGCCGUGGCCGAGGACCUGCGCCGCAGAAUUUUCCCCAGAGAAUACCUCCUUCAACAGAUCCACUUGUAUUCCCUCGCUGAUCUGCAGCAGGUGAUAGAGGGGAAGCUGGCUCCAUUCUUGGGCAAGGUCAUUAAAUUUGCCACCUCACACGUGUACAGCUGCAGUCUUUGUAGCCAGAAGGGGUUCAUCUGUGAAAUCUGUAACAAUGGAGAGAUCCUCUACCCUUUUGAAGAUAUUUCAACAAGCAGAUGCGCUGCAGUGUGGUGAUGAAAGUUUUAGGAUCCAAAGGAGAGAAAAGUGGGAGUUUGUGUGGGAUUAUUUUUCUAACCAAAGUAAUAUUUGGGCAUCAUCACAUUCAUUGAUUGAUGGAUGAUUUUCUUCCCCCACUAACUUGAGAGUGGGAUUUUUUACUAUUGCUUUUCUUGAAUCACAAAAUGAUACAUAUCAUUUUUCCCUUCAUUCCAAAAGCAUCGUAGAAAUGCAUACUGUUUAUGUGUCUGUGCACUGGCUUCUUUGGCCAUGAAAUCAUGCCUCAUUUCCCACCCAGCAGGGCUCACUUACACUGUGGUUCAGAACAGAAGGGAAGGCACAUAGCCAGGACGGGCUGAAGCAUGUAGGCUGAAGAGAAGAUAUUAAGAGUUGACUCAGCCCUUCUGGCCUCUUCUUAAACCCAAAGACUCUUUGUAAACAUACAGGAACUUGGGCUGGCCGCACACACAGAAAGACACACACACACACUCCAACCUCAUUUCCUGAAUACAGGUCCCCAACUCAUAGCCUAGAGAUUAUAGACUUCUUUGAAAUGUACACCACACAAAAACUUGUACACAGACGUUCAUAGCAGUAUUCAUAAUAGCCAAAAAGUGGAAACCGCAUAAAUGUCCAUUAACUGAGGAAUGGAUAAGCAAGUUGUGGUAUAUCCAUUCAACGGAAUACAAUUCAGCCUGAAAAGGAACCUGACUGACACAUGCUGCCAGUGUAGGCGAACCUCAAAACCAUUAUACCAGGUGAAAGAAACUAGACACAAAGGGCCACGUACCUUAUAUUCUGUGUAUGUGAAAUGUCCCAAAUAGCCAAAUCCAUAGAGACAGAAAGUAGAUUAGUAGUUGCCAGGGACAUCAGGGAAAGGAAAGAGAGUAACUCCUAAUGGGUACAGAUUUGUUUGAGGAGGGACAAAAAUGUUCUGGAAUUACUGUGGUGAUGGUUACAAGGUCUUCUGAAAUAUGUUAAAAAUCAGGGAAUUGUAUACUUUAAAAGAAUGGAUUUUAUGGUGUACAUAUAUGGUAUAUAUCUAUUGCA
Messenger RNA from Lutra lutra (Eurasian river otter), 3617 nucleotides. It is a transcript of the gene PLEKHM3, whose product is annotated as pleckstrin homology domain containing M3. Bases 468 to 2585 code for a protein of 705 amino acids. The record is from RefSeq and is a predicted model, not a curated record. NCBI's taxonomy places the organism in Eukaryota, Metazoa, Chordata, Mammalia, Carnivora, Mustelidae. The transcript is spliced from 8 exons.